GGGGGCUGGUCCUGGGGGUUGGAGUGAGCAUGGCUGCAGGGGAUGGGCCAGGCGGGGAUGGGCCAGGUUGGGAGGUCCCUGAGCUGCGGGGCUUCUCAAGCUGGGUGCCCUGUGCCUCUGGCUAUGCCAUGGCUCCAUCUGGCCACCAGCCUCUGGGCUGGUUUGAGGGCCCUUUCCUCUGCUUCCCCUCCCUUGGUGAGCUGAGCUCCCAGGGGCUCUGCGUCCACCUCCCCUGGCAGGGAAACCAUGACUCUGCCUGGAAGGAAUUUUUAUGCUGUCUCCUCUCCCUGUGGCUUAACCCUUCCCCAGCUGGCCAUGAGCCACCACCAGCAGCUUGUGUUGGUCAAGGAGCCGGGCAACCUGCUGCUUCCUCUUUUCUGCCAGGCCCCCAUCUCCUCCUCCUCCUCUUCCUCCUGUUGGCUGCUGGAGCAGCGUGGUGGAGGGAGCAGGUGAGCGGUGCUCUGGGCUGUGUUCUGGGGCUGGGACACAGGGUCCAGCAGGCACCGGGGCAGUCGGAGGGGAAAACUCCAGCUUGCCCUUUGGCAAGGAACUCGGCGUCAUGCCCAUGUCCCAGUCUGUGCCAGGCCUGGGAUGCGGGGGUGCCUGGGGGGGUUGGGCUGGGGCAGGCGGCCCUGGCUGCGAUGGGCCGUGCCUGUGUCCAGUCCCGCUCCAUGGCAUGGCAGUCCCCGGUGCAGGAUGUGUCAGGCCAUAAGUGCUUCCUCUGCAGCGAGAUGUUUGUGCACAGCCACCUCCGGUAACGACUCUGGCCUCGCUGCCCCUUCCCACAUCCUGCUGGAGCCUCGGGAGGCCGAGGACCGUGCUGGGGCUGGGUGAGUCCUGCUGAUCCCGGCUGCUCCCUUUCCCCGUUCCUGUGCAGAAGAGGGCAGAGACGAUGGGGUGGUUCACCCCAGGAUGAGCUGGGCCAAACCCCUGGACCCCCAUGUCCCCACCCAUGAGGGCUGCAGCAUUGACCCCAGCAAUCACAGGGUUGUGCGGGAGCAGCCCCAGCCUGGCUGGGGCAGAGGUGGCCCUACAAGCCCUGGCUCCUCAGGGCUGGCAUGCUGGCUGCCCAGGGUCCUGCCCAGGGACAGGAGUCCCAAGUGCCCUGGCAGAGCGGAGGGAGGAUGCUGCACUGAAGGCGAGACCUGGCUCCUGCUGUGGGCAGAGAGCAUUCCUGCCCAGAGCAGGGCUGUGAGGCAGCGUUGGCAAUGACCCUGUGUGCCCCAAAGGGCCGUGGCCAGGUCACCAGACCCCUCCUGCUCUCUGAGGCUAGCUGGAGGGGCGCAGCAUAUGCAGGGACGUGGAGGGCAGGGGCUGGCCGGGGGCUCAGUGCUCUCCUGUCCAAGCUGCCUGUGCAGUCUGGAGAUGGGGGAUGUGGCUGGGUCUUGGGGCUGGCUCCUGGCCCCGUCACCUGUCCGCAGCCAGGCUGUGCUUUGGCACCGAUGGGUGCUGGAUUUUGCUGAGCUCAGCUGGGGUUUACUUGCUGGAGUGUGUCACCUGACUCUAGGCCCCCCUCCCUGGCAGUGAGGCGGAGGGAAGCAGGUGAUGGAGCCCGGCACUGGCCCAGCUCCUCCACAAGUGUCUGAAAUGUUUACCCUCAUCCUGCCAAGCACUGGGUGAGCCCAAGUCCCAGCCCCGUGCCCAGGCUGGCUGUGUCACUCUCCGAGUGGGGAGACCCUGGGGCCCGGCUACCUCUGGUGCUGCACCUGGCAAACCCAUCUGAGCCCCAACCGCAGCCCCGCAGGUUGACUACAAGGACUGGGAUGACUCUGAACCCACUGCUGCCGGGACAGGGGGUGCCAGGGUCAGGCCGGUGCUUGGGAGGGACCCUGGGAGUCCUGGCCCGCAGCCCGUGCCCAGUCCCACGCUGCCCAUCCCUGAUGGUGUAAUACCAAUCUGCCAGUUUUACCCACCACUGCAGUGGCACUGGGUGUUGGUGCUCCUGCAAGGCCGGGAGGCGGGUGGGUGGAAAGCUCAUCCCACCCUGAGCCUCAUGGUCGUUUAAUACUUCACCCAUUAACUUGGACUAAUAAACCUCGUGAGAGCGAGAGGCUAAAAGCCGUGCCAGCCGGGCAGCACCUCCUUCACAAGCACCGCUCCCGCAGCCUCACCAUGGCAGCUGGCUUCUUCAUCAGCAAGACCGUGGGCAUCGUGGCCAUCGUGCUGGCCCUGGGGGCUGUGGCCACCAUCAUCGCGCUCUCGGUGGUGUACGCCCAGGAGAAGAACAAGGUGGUGGAUUCUGGCACCGCUGGCACCACCACCACCAAGGCAACCACCACCAAGGCAACCACCACCAAGGCAACCACCACCAUGACCACCCCCCGCACCACGGCUGCCCCCCCCACCACUGCCGCCCCCCACCACCCCUGGAACCAGUGGAGGCUGCCGACGACGCUGGUGCCGGAGUCCUACGAGGUGACUCUGCAGCCCUUCCUGACGCCCAAUGCCGACAACAUGUACAUCUUCAAGGGCAACAGCAGCGUGGUCUUUGUCUGCAUGGAAGCCACCAACCUCAUCCUCAUUCACAGCAACAAGCUGAACUACACCCUGCAGGGGUCCUUCUACGCCUCACUGGAGCCGGUGGAUGUCUCCAGAGCGCCCCGCAUCAACAAUACCUGGCUGGAGAUCCCCACCCAGUACCUGGUGGUGCAGCUGAAUGGCCAGCUGCGGCAGGGCCGGCGCUACCGGCUCUUCACCAUCUUCACGGGGGAGCUGGCUGACGACCUGGCCGGCUUCUACCGCAGUGAAUAUGUGGAUGAGUCAGGCAUUAAGAAGGUGGUGGCCACCACGCAGAUGCAGGCGGCUGACGCGCGGAAAGCCUUCCCCUGCUUCGACGAGCCGGCCAUGAAAGCCAACUUCACAGUGACGCUGAUCCACCCCUCUGACCACAUCGCCAUUUCCAACAUGCCUGCUAUAAAGACCUGGCAGCAGGAGAUCGACGGGAAGAGCUGGAACAUCACUGAGUUCGACACCACCCCCAAAAUGUCCACCUACCUGCUGGCCUUUAUUGUCAGCCAGUUCAGCUAUGUGCAGACGUCCUUGGGGGAUGUGCAGAUUCGCAUCUGGGGCCGCCCCAAGGCCAUCACCGAGGGCCAGGGCAGCUAUGCGCUCCAGGUGACCGGCCCCAUCCUCAGCUUCUUCGAAAAGCACUACAACACGGCAUACCCGCUGCCAAAGGCCGACCAGGUCGGCCUCCCUGACUUCAACGCGGGCGCAAUGGAGAACUGGGGGCUGCUGACCUACCGGGAGAACUCGCUGCUCUUCGACAAUGCCUACUCCUCCAUUGGCAACAAGGAGCGGGUGCUGACCGUCAUUGCUCACGAGCUGGCCCAUCAGUGGUUCGGGAACCUGGUGACGCUGCAGUGGUGGAAUGACCUGUGGCUGAACGAGGGCUUCGCCUCCUAUGUGGAGUACCUGGGCGCUGCCGCGGUGGAGAGCUCCUGGAAUAUUAAAGACCUGAUGGUGCUGAAUGAGGUGUAUGCAGUGAUGGCGACCGAUGCCCUGAUGACCUCCCACCCACUCACCUUCCGCGAGGACGAGGUUAACACCCCAGCCCAGAUUAGUGAGGUCUUCGACAGCAUCGCCUACAGCAAGGGAGCGUCAGUGCUGCGAAUGCUCUCUGACUUCCUCACCGAGGACGUGUUCAAGGAGGGGCUGCAGUCCUACCUCCACACCUUUGCCUACGGAAACACCGUCUACACGGACCUCUGGUUUCAUUUGCAAGAGGCUGUCACGAAGAGCAAUGUCUCGCUGCCUGACUCCAUCAGCAACAUUAUGGACCGCUGGACGCUGCAGAUGGGCUUCCCCGUGGUGACAGUCAACACCCUCACUGGCACCGUCAGCCAGAAACACUUCUUGCUGGACCCCACCUCCGUGGUAGAGAGACCCUCCAUCUUCAACUACAUCUGGAUCGUCCCCAUCACCUGGAUGACGGGCUCGACCACUGGGAACAGGUACUGGCUGACCAAAGUCACAGAAACCAACAACCAGUUCAAGCUGAGCGGCCCCAACUGGCUCCUGCUGAACGUGAAUGUCAGCGGGUACUUCCGCGUCAACUACAACCAGGAGAACUGGGACCAGCUCCUCACCCAGCUCUCCACCAACCACCAGGCCAUCCCCAUGAUCAACCGUGCCCAGAUCAUCGAUGACGCCUUUAACCUGGCCAGGGCCAAGUACAUCAAUGUGACCUUGGCCUUGAGCACUACACGGUUCCUGAGCCAGGAGACAGCGUACAUGCCCUGGGAGGCAGCGCUCAACAACCUGCAUUACUUCCAGCUGAUGUUUGACCGCAGUGAGGUCUUUGGGGUGAUGACGCAAUACAUACAGAAACAGGUGACGCCGCUCUUCUACCACUACAAGCACAUCACCAAUGACUGGGUCACCAUUCCCAGUGGCCUGAUGGACCAGUACAACGAGAUCAAUGCCAUCAGCACAGCCUGCUCCUACGGCAUUGUCGAGUGCCAGGACCUGGCCACUAGAUACUUCCACGAGUGGGAGAAAAAUGUCACCAGUAACCCGAUCCCCCCGAACCUGCGCUCCUCCAUCUACUGCAGCAUAGUGGCCACGGGCGGGGAGAAGGCCUGGGAUUUCAUCUGGGAGAGGUUCAAAGAGGCCACCGUUGUAUCUGAGGCCGACAAGCUCCGCACCGCCCUCUCCUGCAGCCCCUAUCCCUGGAUCCUCAACCGGUACCUGCAGUACACCCUCGACCCCAACAAGAUCCGGAAGCAGGAUGCCACUGCCACCAUCAACAGCAUCGCCAGCAACGUGGUGGGGCAGCCCCUGGCCUGGGACUUCAUCCGCAGCAACUGGAGGAUGCUCUUCAGCCAGUAUGGGGGUGGCUCCUUCUCCUUCUCCCGGCUGAUUUUAUCAGUGACCCAGCGGUUUUCCACAGAGUUUGAGCUGCAGCAGCUGGAGCAGUUCAAGGCAGACAACCAGGACAUCGGCUUCGGGUCGGGGACGCGGGCGCUGGAGCAGGCGCUGGAGAGGACUCGUGCCAACAUCAACUGGGUGAAGGAGAACGAGAAGACAGUGCUGACCUGGUUCCAGGGAGAGGUCACCCCCAGCUAACCACCUGGCCCUGGCCACCGCACACCCUCCUACCAGCCCGGCUGCAGGGCUGGCUGGCGUGGGAUGGGCUGCGGGGGCCAAGCCUGAAGCUCCCAGAGCCCACCGCCGUACGGCCGGGCUGGACCCUCACCCACUCCCCAGCUCCACUCACUCCAUCGUCUCCGGUCCCCAGCCCCAAACACUCCCUCCUGGCAGGCCCCAUGCCCCCCUGGGCCAGCACGGUCAGGGCCUUCGCUGCUCAUGAGGGGCAGGGGCCACUGCCCGCAGGCAGGGCCUGGUGCCUGUAUGAUGGGCAGCAGGUGGGGGACGGGGGGCUUUGGGCUGGGGGAUGGGGCCCUGCGGCCCUCGGCUGCCUGGGGCAGAGCUGGGCUCUGCAGACUUGUGCAAAGCCUGGGGGG
Molecule: messenger RNA, 5465 nt
Organism: Harpia harpyja (harpy eagle)
Lineage: Eukaryota; Metazoa; Chordata; Aves; Accipitriformes; Accipitridae
Gene: ANPEP
Product: alanyl aminopeptidase, membrane
Exons: 21
Coding region: 2113-5067 (984 amino acids)
Biological process (GO): proteolysis; peptide catabolic process
Cellular component (GO): cytoplasm
Molecular function (GO): metalloaminopeptidase activity; zinc ion binding; peptide binding
Source: RefSeq, a predicted model, not a curated record